AUGUUUCGUUGGACGACAAUAUUUUGGCGCUUGGGUAAUGGUGGAUCGUUUGCCGAAGUUUUAUGUCCUGCAGCAUCAAACUUUUGCAUGAAAAGGCAUUUUGCAAUUCAGUACAACGAAGAUAUCAUUGAGAAAACAUGUGGUCAAAACUCGCAAUGUUACAAAGUCGGAAAUGGCUGUCACUAUGAUUCUGAUAACGCGGCAGAAUAUUGUUGCUGUGAUACGGACAGUUGUAAUGGCGCAACUGUCACAACUACUGCUUUCUCUCUCCUUAUUGGAAUUGUUUCAUGCGUCAUUUGCACCACUUUCAUACAUAUGUUAUUCUAA
Messenger RNA from Loa loa (African eye worm), 327 nucleotides. RefSeq lists its product as hypothetical. Lineage: Eukaryota; Metazoa; Nematoda; Chromadorea; Rhabditida; Onchocercidae. The record is from RefSeq and is a predicted model, not a curated record. Bases 1 to 327 code for a protein of 108 amino acids. The transcript has 3 exons.